This is a messenger RNA of Strongylocentrotus purpuratus (purple sea urchin), 1091 nucleotides long. RefSeq lists its product as uncharacterized. The coding region runs from base 128 to 505 and encodes 125 amino acids. NCBI's taxonomy places the organism in Eukaryota, Metazoa, Echinodermata, Echinoidea, Camarodonta, Strongylocentrotidae. The transcript is spliced from 3 exons. The record is from RefSeq and is a predicted model, not a curated record.
GUAGUGUCAUUAUUCUGGCAACAACUUUUGCUUUUACUUGUAUGUUUGUCAGGUCCAAACUUUUAAUGGAGCUGGUUCUAGUAAUUGGUCCCAGCCAGUGCAUGCAGGUGAGGAUAAUAAUACCAAGAUGCCACUAGAGCAUGUGAUAGGGGGUGUGAUAGGAUCCCUCGUUAUCAUCAUAUUACUAAUAUUUACUGCGCUGAUGUAUAAAAGGAUCAAACAAAGACGUUUAAAGGCUGAACCAAUCACAUCGCCCCCAAACAAUGCACCUGAGCCCUCUGUUGAGUAUGAGAACCCUGUAUUUGAUGACACCAAGCAAGACCCCCAUAACUACGAAAACCUGAAUCCCGACGACCAUGCCUACCAAGAUCUCAAUACAGAAACACCAAAAUACCAGAAUCUUACCGACCCCCAUAUCUACCAAGCGCUUAAGAAACCCAACAUCAACGUUACCUGUCAAGAUGUCACAAAAUCCGACCCGGGUGACACUUACGAAGAAGUAUAGAGGUAACUCAAGCGAAGAAGAGGGGUAUGAUGCAAACAUUGAUACAUGCUGGAUCAACAAUAAAUCAACAUGUUUUGCGAUAUACAGAGUUGGCAUUAUUUGUCAUGAUGUUCAUACUACUUUGUUUGUAUACAUGUACAUACUCAUACUACCGUACUUUUUAUUUCACUUUUUACAAGAAACAUAACGAAACUUAAACAGGUAUUCUUAAAAUGUUAUAGAAACAGGAAUUAUGUUACGUGAUGUUUUUAAUAACUUCUAGCUUGCAAAUAAAGGGAAUGGAAGGGAAGUUAUCACGUCUAAAUUAUUUAAAUUAUUAAUGCCUGAUACAGGAAAUGUUUUGUCUGUUUUCCCUUGAGGCGUUGCAAUGUUGUAGAUCUCUUUUGAGAUUGUUUAAAUGUGGAGAUUAUAUAGAUUUAUCAACACCAGAAAAGCAUGCCAAAAGCAAGAAAAGUAGUUUGUUGUAAGCAAAUGUAAGAAUAUAUAUAUUACUCAGUAAUUAAGGCCUAUUUUCCACAAGCAACUUCAGUAUAAUUUCUUUCAAACACGCCGGUCACCCUCGGCAAAAAUGCACAGUAGACCGUUA